This is a messenger RNA of Sapajus apella (tufted capuchin), 6338 nucleotides long. RefSeq names its product ST6 beta-galactoside alpha-2,6-sialyltransferase 1 (gene ST6GAL1). Gene Ontology annotation, molecular function: sialyltransferase activity. The transcript is spliced from 7 exons. NCBI's taxonomy places the organism in Eukaryota, Metazoa, Chordata, Mammalia, Primates, Cebidae. The record is from RefSeq and is a predicted model, not a curated record. The coding region runs from base 2150 to 3370 and encodes 406 amino acids.
GGAGUGGGCAUUAUACAGAAGGGGAACUCAUGGGACAUGAAAGACCUACUUUUUGCCAGGUACCUGUCAAAUAGGAAGGCAAAUAUUUCUGUUUUUUUUUUUUUUCUUCCUUAUUGUUACCGUGAGCCGGAGUCUUGCUCUGUCGCCAGGCUGGAGUGCAGUGGUGCAAUCUCGGCUCACGGUAACCUUCAGGAAGGCAAAUUUUUCUACAAGUAUAUGUCUGUCUGUCUGUCUGUCCGUGGGGUGCAAUGUUGAAGACAGUAGCAAAUGGCUCAUGAUUUCCCUUUGCCAUGGCUGUGUCAGUCCGGAGUUCAGAGCUCUCCUAAUCAGUUCCGAGUGGUUGACUCUGGUCAGGGACUGCUGCCUGACCUCUUGGUGGUGGGGACAACAGCCCCCACAAAGUUCUGUUCUCCAGGCUCUUAGAAAACCUCUGGGGAAAUUUACUCAGGGAAAUGUUCUGAGGACUUCAUUAUCUUCUCCAUCAGUGCUGCCUGGCUGGAAAAAGAUGUAAUCUCCGGUAAAAGACCGCUGGCAGGACUGAAAGCCCCUUUAUCUUCAGGGCUUUGCUCUGGGCAGGAUCUCCCCACCCCGCCAUGAGCCCUGCAGGUGGGCCUGUCCAUGAGGAAACAUUUGCAAGCAGUCACAGCCUCUCAGACACUGCAGGCCUCUCAUGGCUUCCUUGCUUUCCCUCUCUUCUCAGACUGACGAGCUACAAGUCGGUUUCUUGUUGCAUAUCAUGCUUCCGACCUUUGCUGUGCUUUUGAGCAAAAUAAUGACUUGUCAGAAAUGUUUUGACAAAAUGAUUAAUGCUUUGACCCAUGUUGGCUCUCACUUGGUAGAGCUCAGUGGGUAGGAGCUGGGGUGUUGGAGCCAGACAGCCUGAGCAAGCUCCUCUGGGGACUCUGUGAAGCGUAUGGUGAUACCAGUCCUGGCCUUGGGCACUAUUAAUUCCUGCAGCAGCAGGAAUUAAAUGAGCUUCACCAAAUUACAGGAACUUUACUGCCUAUAAAUUGCAUAGCGCAUAGUAAAAGCUCAAUAAUUACUAGCUAAAGUGAUAAAAUUUACCUAUCAUUAAAUUGUCAGCAUAGCCCUCCAGAGGUAACCUUUUAAGUAUUGUUGUCCUUCACAGAUGUAGACACAAGGUUCACAGAAAUUGACUAACUGGUCUAACAUAACUUACAGUAUAAAAGCCAGGGCUUCCAUCUAGGUUUUUGAGAAUAGAGCCUGAGCGAGCUGUUUCUCCAAAGCCAACGCUUCUCAAAUUAUUGGUGGCGAAGAACCAAAUUUUUUCCCAGUUUCUGUCACACCAAUAGUUUUGUAAAAUACAAUAAAAAUGCAUUCUGGAAGAAUGAAAUGAGGAAAAAGGACAUUUGAAAUAAAAGCCCCAUUUUAAAAAGUAUUGAUUUAACAGGCAUACUAUUACUCUUUAAAAUUACUGUAAAAUUGCUUACACUCCGCUUCUGUACUUUUCUCAUCUUGUAUCUUGAAACGCUUUCUCGGCCUAGCACUUCUCUGCAGAUCUCACUUUCAGUAGCACUGUCCUCAGCUACCUGUUUCUCAUCACUUGCCUGAGAAGCAGUUGCCUGGGAUGCUUAUUAAAUGUAGAUUUCUGACCUCCCCGCAAUGUUCCCUCAAUGCCCCCCUCCAUUCUGAAUCGGAAGGAUUGAGACAGAAUUCAGGAACCCACAUUUUGACACAUGAUUUUAAUACUUUGGAUGUGCUCUACAUCUGAGAAUCACUGUGUUCCACACUGUUGCCUCCCCUCUGCAGGUAAUAGAUAAGAGAGUAAGUAGUGAAGUGAGUGCCAUGUUUUAUUCCAGCCCCCCUUCUUGCCCCCCUUCUUUUCUCAAAAAAUUUUUUUCAAAGGCUUCCUUUCUGUAAAAGCUCACUGACAGAACCUACUUUCCACACGCAGUGCACUUCAUCAAACAGAUGUCGAGUGCAAACUGCAGGCUGGGUAGGUAGAGAGCAGACCACAAGAUGCUCGCAAGCAGUUGAGAGUGAGUAUAGGUAGAAAAAGGGCAGACCUAGGGCAUUUCUGUGCAUAAAGGUGGGGCAGAAGACGAGGAGCCAGCAAUGAGAGCAGUCAGGCAUUACCGGCUUGUUUUCCUGCUUGGAACAAAGUGGCUUCCCUGAACACAUCUUCAUUAUGAUUCACACCAACUUGAAGAAAAAGUUCAGCUGCUGUGUCCUGGUCUUUCUUCUGUUUGCUAUCAUCUGUGUGUGGAAGGAAAAGAAGAAAGGGAGUUACUAUGAUUCCCUUAAAUUGCAAACCAAGGAAAUCCAGGUGCUGAAGAGUCUGGGGAAAUUGGCCAUGAGGUCUGAUUCCCAGUCUGUAUCCUCAAGCAGCACCCAGGACCCCCACAGGGGCAGUCAGACCCUUGGCAGUUUCAGAGGCCCAGCCAAGGCCAAACCAGAGGCCUCCUUCCAGGUGUGGAACAAGGACAGCUCUUCCAAAAACCUUAUCCCUAGGCUGCAAAAGAUCUGGAGGAAUUACCUAAACAUGAACAAGUACAGAGUGUCCUACAAGGGGCCAGGACCUGGCAUCAAGUUCAGUGCAGAGGACCUGCUCUGCCACCUCCGGGACCACGUGAACGUAUCCAUGGUAGAGGCCACAGAUUUUCCCUUCAAUACCUCUGAAUGGGAGGGUUACCUGCCCAAGGAGAGCAUUAGGACCAAGGCUGGGCCUUGGGGCAGGUGUGCUGUUGUCUCAUCAGCAGGAUCUCUGAAGUCCUCCCAACUAGGCAGAGAAAUAGAUGAUCAUGAGGCAGUCCUGAGGUUUAAUGGGGCACCCACAGCCAACUUCCAACAAGAUGUGGGCACAAAAACUACCAUUCGUCUGAUGAACUCACAGUUGGUCACCACAGAGCGGCGCUUCCUCACAGACAGUUUGUACAAUGAAGGAAUCCUAAUUGUAUGGGACCCAUCUGUGUACCAUUCAGAUAUCCCGAAGUGGUACCAGAAUCCAGAUUAUAAUUUCUUCAAUAACUACAAGAGUUAUCGUAAGCUGCACCCCAAUCAGCCCUUUUACAUCCUCAAACCCCAGAUGCCUUGGGAGCUAUGGGACAUUCUUCAGGAAAUCUCCCCAGAAGAGAUUCAGCCGAAUCCCCCAUCCUCUGGGAUGCUCGGUAUCAUCAUUACGAUGACACUGUGUGACCAGGUGGAUAUUUAUGAGUUCCUUCCAUCAAAGCGCAGGACCGACGUGUGCUACUACCACCAGAAGUUCUUCGAUAGUGCCUGCACGAUGGGUGCCUAUCACCCGCUGCUCUAUGAGAAGAAUUUGGUGAAGCAUCUCAACAAGGGCACAGAUGAGGACAUCUACCUGUUUGGAAAGGCCACACUGCCUGGCUUCCGGACCAUUCAUUGCUAAGCAUAGGCUCCUCACUCUUCUCCAUCAGGCACUGAAUGGAUGGUCUUUGGCCACCCAACCUGGGAAGACCAUUUUCCUGAACAAUUCCAGUCUGCUUCUUUUACUCUAGGGGACUCUGUCAGCAACAGCACUAGGGCUUCAGGAGCCUGUGGUCAAAAAAUCAGGUCCAGCCUUCCCUGUGGCCAGUUUAUGAGCCCAGAGCCUCCUCCCACACACAUGCACAUAUCCCUAGCAUUCUUUCCAGACAGCAUCCUCCCCACCUUCCACCGUGGUAGAUGCAAAGUCUACCUCUCCCAUCAGGGAUGCCAAAGCUGGGCUUUGUUUUUCCCAACAGAAAGAUGCCAUUCUUACAGACCAAUGCUCUAUAUUGCUUGGAAUCUGCAUCUAAAUAUUGAUUUCACAUUUUAAAGAAAUUGUCCCAAAUUACCAUUGUGCUCAAUGCAGGGUGCUCUGGCGGGGGCAGGUAGGUGGUACAGGGGAUUGGAAACAUGCUCAACUCCUUCAGAACAAAGUUGCUCCCAAGGUCCAUGCCCCUGGAACAUGUUCCUAUCACUCUGGCUGGUUGGGCUCGUCCUUAGACUGGGUGCUUAUGAGCAAAGCAUCUUGAUUAGUCCUCUUUUUCUCUCCAUGUGGAGAUGGAAGAUAUGGAAGGAUACAGUCUCUGUCCUCAAGUUGCUCCCAUUCAGUGAGAGAGACAGAUAUCUGAACAGGCAGGUAGGAUUCAGUGUGCUCAGCACACUGGGGACUUGUAGAAUGAUGGGCUUGCUCUCUGAGCACCCAGGAGGGCCACACACUUAAACUGUGUUUGUGGAUCAGAGAAGACUUUGUAAUAUCGGGGGCAUUCAAAUGGGUCUUAGAGGGAGAGAAGAAGCUUGGCAAGCAGAUUACAUCUGAGUCAUUUGACUUGUGUUUUUUUCUUUCCAUAUUUAUUCUCUAAGAUCUACCUAAACUUAGAGACUCAAGAUAUUUUUUUGAGGAAACCUCCUACCCAUGUCUGAGGUAGCAAGUGCAGCCUCAUGACAGAUACCAGGUAAUCCAGAUCCCCAAAACCUGAUUUCUCCAGGCUCAGCUGGGCCUGACCCUAACCUACCAGCUGGGUUUGCACACCAUACUUCUUCCAUUCUUCCUUUUUAAUACCUACCCCCAAAUCUCCUCCUAGCCACCACCUGUUUUUUUUUUUUUUUCCUUUUCAAGUCAUCUUCCCCUCCCAAAUUUCUUUUAAACUUUUUUUUUUUUUUUUUUUUUUUUUUCUUUAAAAGCAUCAUGACCCCAAUUUAUUUGAGCUCAUGGGCCUUUGCAUGUCUCUCAGGGAGUAGUGGUGUGGCUCCCCAGACUUAUGUCACCCUCAGAGGUCAGAAACUUGGAGAUUGUAACUGAUUCUCAUCAGGUGUGAGAAGUGUGAUAUCAGAUUGCAAUGCCCUGCACUUCUUCUUUGCAAGAAGGCCACAUCAGGGGCUCUGGGCAGAGGCUGGCCCACUGAGGUUUGCAAACAUGCUCUCCAGAUGGUUUUCCUAAACCCCCUCUCCCUGAUAGGAAAUCAUACUGGACCCAUGCAGUCCCUGGUGUGGAGCAGUUAAAAGACUUGCACAAGAUCACCAAGUCAUACUGUAGAGCCAGGAUUCCUAGACCCAGGCCUCUGGACUCUCAAGGCUGGCCCCAUGUGCUCAAGGGGAUCUAAUGUUUGGGCUGCACACCAACCGUCUUGGAGCUGGGAUCCUCACUUACUACCAAACCCUCAGCUUAUAUAGCUAGAAAGGCCUUGAUUUUCGAAUUAAUGCCCCCCUACUGACUAGCUAUGCCACUCUGGGCAAAUGUUCUUUCUUGAACCUCUGUUUUCACAUCUGUAAAGUGGGGAUGAUGAUCCUAUCUUACAGUGCUGUGGUGAGGGUGACAGGAAAGCACCUGUCCUGGCUCUGCACCUGGCACAUAGUAGGUGCUCAGUGCAUGCAGGUUUCCUUCCUGCCUUCAGUAGGGACCUGCUCUGUGUUCACACCUGAGCUGCAUGCACCCUGUUGUGACUGAGGCUAGCGGGGAAGAGGUCCUGUCCUCAGGGAAUUAACUGUCAUAUUGGGAGAUAACAACAACCCUCCUUGGAACAUCCAAGAAACCAUGCAAAGCAGUGGACAGCACAGAACAUGCCCCUCCUCUUCGCUGCCUACAGCUCCAGUCUGAUUCUGCUUGGGAAUGGGCAGAGCACAUGGGCUGCUUCACUGCUGUAUAGGACAAGUCCUUUACCCCUCUCUGGGCCCAUGAACUCCUGGCUUGGUUUAUGUUCUGAUUUGACGCUCUGAUUUUAAGCUUCGAAUCAUGACCACUGAGUGCCGAGGAGGUACCAUUCUGACAGCUGGACAUCCAUGUUGGUGUGGAGACUGAAACGACACUGGGUAGAAUCUAGUUUUUAAUUAUUAAUAUGAAGGAUCUAAUUAAUUUAAAUAUAAUUCUGAAGUCUACAGAACUUUUAGUUCUGUGCUGUCUAUAUGUGGACGCUUUGGUAAAAUGCAAAUUGUGAGAUGGAUGUUAUUGAUGGUCUGGUGAGAUGUUUCAUAUUUUUGACAGUUAAUUUAAAAAUUAUGACAGAAUGCUGCCUCUGUCUAUGGGAUUCUGUCUUCUUUGAUAGCCAUUUAUUCAUCUGCAUCAUGGGGCUCUCUAUAAUCCUUCCACCAAUCAAAUAAGCUAUUGCUAUUGAUUUAGAGUUGAGACAUCAGUCUCAGAAACUUCUGAAACAUCCCUAAGCUAAUUCUGAAUUACCCAAGGAUUAUGUCACAUUUUAAAAUAAACGUGUGUGUGUGUUUUUUAAGCUGCUUCUCUCUUCUUGCUUGCUAAGGGAACAACUGCUGAUUGCCAAAUUUUGUCUCCAAAGAGGAUACAACUGAGAUCCUGAACCCCCCAAUCCUUAGCCACUAGUCCUCUAGCCUCAGACUUACACUUCAGUACUCCAGGAAAAGAAAUGUGUACUUUAUUGAAAGAA